AUGUCCUGCAUUACAACGCAAACUUCGCAUCCAUUUUUGACAUUGCACUCCGCAGGCUUAUCAUGGUCAUGUAUACGUUGUCUUACCAUUACCACUCGACUUUUUCUGGUUAAUCAUGUAUUGCUCCGAAGUGGGUCACUGCCGACGCCCGUUUCAAAGCCGCUUCGUGUUCAAACCGUGACUGUGUUCGCGAAAAUGAAGCUUUGUCUUGUAGACAGUAUAUUUACUAAGCAAGAUGAGCAGGGAGGAGGUCCGGACAAACUUCCCCAGUAGAAACUUCCCUGCCUCACGCGCACCAUUAUUCAUUAAAUCACCUCAACAUCAUUUUUG
Molecule: messenger RNA, 330 nt
Organism: Chondrus crispus (carragheen)
Lineage: Eukaryota; Rhodophyta; Florideophyceae; Gigartinales; Gigartinaceae
Exons: 2
Coding region: 1-273 (90 amino acids)
Source: RefSeq, a predicted model, not a curated record